AUGCAUUCACCACCUAGAGGGCGCAUGCGCGUCCAAAUGCCAUGUAACAUUACCCGCGAACCAGCAAAUGCGCAAGCAUGCAACAUAAUGCAUAUCUCGAUAUUGAUCCGAUACCUCUUUAGCCUAACAUUUUUUUUUCACUGCUUCUCUCCUUUCCCUUCUCAGUUGGUCCAUAUAUUUUCGUUUUUAUUAUUUAAACUUGCUGACACUAUUUCUUUUUUUUCCUUUUGGAUUUUCUUCACUUUCAUUCUUGACUCCUUGAUUCACGUUUCUUCUUCUUCUUCUUCUUCUUCUUUCUCCUCCUCCUCCUCCUCCUCAUAUUCUUCUUCCACCUCCUCCUCUUCUUAUUCUACGUUUUCCCUUUCCUCCCUCUCCUCUUCUUCUUCUUCUUCCUCCUCCUCCUCCUCUUCUUCUUCCUCAUAUUCUUCUUCCACCUCCUCCUCUUCUUAUUCUUCUUUUUCCCUUUCUUCUUCUUCUUCUUCUUCUUCUUGCUCUUCUACUUCUUCCUCCUUUUCUUCUUCUUCUUCACUUCAUCAUCAUCAUCAUCAUCAUCAUCUUCUUCUUCUUCUUCCUCCACUUCUUAUUCUUCCUCUUUCUCUUCUACUCCCUCCUAUUCUUUAUCCUCCUCGUCUUCUUCCUCCUCUUUUUCUUCUUCUUUUUUUCUCUUCUACUUCUUCCUCCACCUUCUCUUCUUACACCUCUAAUUCUUCAUCUUUUUUCUUCAUCUUCGUCUUAUUCCGCCUCUUCUUCUUCUUUUUCCUCUUUCUCUUCUACUUCUUCCUCCACCUUCUUCUCCUCCUCCUUAUUCGUCUUUCACUUCUACUUCCUCCUCCUAUUCUUCUCCAUCUUCCUCCUCCUUUACUCUUCCCUCUAUUUUUUCUCCCCCUACAUGACCUCUGUCCCUCUCUCUCCCCCCGACUCUCAUUUCAUACUCCUCCGUCUUCUUCUAUCGCUUCCGGCGUUUUUUGUUACCCCCACCAUCUCCGAUUCAUACUCUUUUAA
This is a messenger RNA of Acanthosepion pharaonis, 1002 nucleotides long. The record is from the annotation of a GenBank genome assembly. Lineage: Eukaryota; Metazoa; Mollusca; Cephalopoda; Sepiida; Sepiidae.